AUGGUUGCUCCCACAUCGCACGGAAGUGCUUGUGGUCCGGUCCCGGGGUUGAACUUGUGGCGGGACAUGGAGCUGCAUGGUCCUGUCGGCAGCCCUAGCAUAGCACCGGCUUCCGCCGAACCGGCUCAGACCUCGGUGACCCUGGCGCAGCUCCUGCAGCUGGUCCAGGAGGGCCAGGAGCUGCCGGGUCUGGAGAAACGCCACAUUACUGCCACCCACGGCGAACCGACGGCGUCGCUGCUUCCGCGGAGGCCCAAGCCCUGGGAAGACGCAAGCUCGGCCGCAUCGCCCCACACCACCAACCUAGAUUCGUGCACACAGUCCCCGACCGUGGGGGUGCCGGCCCCGGGCAGCCCAGCGGCCCAGCGGAUUCCUGAGCUCCAGGGCUUUCGGAGCCGAGAUCUGGAGGGCAUGACUGGCUCGGCUCCUGCACGAACCUGAGGAUCUGGACAGCUGCCUCCUUUACUCAUCUUUCUGCUUUUGCUCUGACCUGUCUCAGCCGGACCCAGUCUUCCCGGGAGAUUGCUGCCCAGGAAUUUUGAUUUGGACGCUGAGUCUCAACUGCAUACCAUGUUCUGUGUAAUUGAAACAAGUCUGUUUUACCACCUGCUCACAGUAACGGGCCACCUUCAGGUGGUACUGAUAAAGUAAACCAGAGAGCCAAGUCAUUUCUAAUGUUGGGUUUUAUGAUAGAACUCGAUUUUCGAAAUGAUGUUAAAUGGAAUUCAUAUUUUUUGAGACACGGUUUCUGUGUAGCCCUCGCUGUCCUAGACCAGCCUGGCCUCCUGAGUGCUGUGAUUAAAGGGGUGUGCCGUCACCCCCACCUGAGCCCCCCUAUUCAAAACUGAGCGACACAAAUCCUAGAAAUCCAGGGUCGUAAUCAAGCUCUGGCUUGGCAGCAGGAACCUUACCUACUGAGCCAUCGGCAAAGUUACAAUUAGAGUUGUCAACUGCCUUGUGGGUGCGGGAAGGACAGCGCCAAUGCUCUCUACCAGAGCAGAGUGGUAGGUGUCAGAUGUUGGAGCUGGCUGAGGUCUUAGCCACUGACGGACCCAUGCUCAGGCUCCCUGAAAUCGUGUUUGAGAAGGGUCUCUCCACACAGCAAUGGCUGGCCUUGAACUCACUCUUCCAAACCAGCCUCUGCCUGCUGAGCGCUGGGAUUAGGGGUCUGCAUCAGCACACCAGGCUUCCAAGCAGUCUUUUUGUUUUUACGAAACAGCUGUCUCUGUAGUGUUGGAGCCUGUCCUGGAACUCACUCUGUAGACCAGGCUGGCCUUGAACUUGGAGAUCCGCCUGUCUCUACCUCCCAGUUGCCACCACUGCCCAGCCCAAGCAGUCUUUCAAACAGGCCCAGUGGCUCACUACAUUCUCCACUGGCAGCAUGGUAGAGCCACGAAGUGUAUCCAUGGUUUAUUUAUGACUAAAUAAUGACCAAAACAGCAGGGGCAAUGUAAGCCCCACAACUUGUCUGGGGGGUGAUGCCACACCAACUCCAGUGUCACCUGUGUGACAUAUGUCAUUAUACCAGAUGAAGCUACGUGUCCUAUGGGACUAGGCUUCCUGGAGGUCAAUGGCAGAUGGCGUGGUAUUAGCUGCCCUUGGGGCAUAGACAGGCUUCUCGAGUAGCUGGCUAUGCGGGAUAUGGGCUUUGCACGAUCUCUUUUAUAAUGAUAUUCUUGUAGAUAUAUAAUCUACAAGACAAGGACUAUCUCUUCAGGAACAGCUCUGGGAUAGGGAAGCACAGUAUGGGAAUGUAUAAAGCUACAGCAGAACCCUUGUCAUACACGGGGUGUAUGAUGAGCAAGGGAAUAGAUGCGUUAAUGUUGAUGGACAGAGUGUUAUGCUUUGAAUUUUAUGGAUAGGCUUGCUAGAUCCCAACCACCAUGGUGUCUACUGCAUAAGAAGGUACUAAAAAGUAUAUUUCAACAGGUGCAGAGAACUGAUUAGGCAUAUGUGGUCACUAGAUGAAAUAAAGGGUUGGGAAGAGGAAGGGCCAUGAUAGCGAUAAUGAGACAGAAACUUUCUAUUCAUAAGAUGAAACCACUUGUCUGAGGUUUACAUUCCCCAGGACAAGAUUUCCUCUUCUAAGGAUGUUUAUGUCUAACACCUGUUCCCGGUAAUGUACUUUUCUUAAAUAUUGCUGAUGUGACUAAAAACUUUCAUACUGUGCCAACCAAUGACACAUGACCUUCUGAUUUGUUCUUUGAAUAUUAUAUAAUAAAAACAUGAAUUCAGUAAAAUUGCAGCAGAUUCCAACCACUCUCUUGUGUAUUGUGUCCGUCUGUCAUUCGCCGAACUUGUGCCUUCCUGUUACCAGGACCCUGCUUCUCCCAUGGUCUGAGUGGUUCCCCUGAGCAGGUCCGUGGCAGGGUGAGUCGCAGGGACCA
This is a messenger RNA of Chionomys nivalis (European snow vole), 2387 nucleotides long. It is a transcript of the gene Pex39, whose product is annotated as chromosome 19 C6orf226 homolog. The transcript has a single exon. The coding region runs from base 1 to 441 and encodes 146 amino acids. NCBI's taxonomy places the organism in Eukaryota, Metazoa, Chordata, Mammalia, Rodentia, Cricetidae. The record is from RefSeq and is a predicted model, not a curated record.